Messenger RNA from Ectocarpus siliculosus, 2457 nucleotides. NCBI's taxonomy places the organism in Eukaryota, Phaeophyceae, Ectocarpales, Ectocarpaceae. The record is from the annotation of a GenBank genome assembly.
AUGGAGGUUGAUUCCGCUGCGGCUGAGGCAAGCUCUUGGCAGCUGGAGGAGGUGCUGGCUUGUAGCGAGGACGAGACGCUCGAUGUUGGUGGGGAGGAGGAAGCUGCUGGGCUUCCUUUCGACGCCGCCGAAGGCGAAGAUAGCGAUGACGAGCCCUCGCCUGCAGGUGGUGCAGGCCUCUGGGACCCAUCUCUAGGGGGGAUCGCGACCCUUGAAGAAGAGAUAAAGAAACUAGAGUUCCCCAACCUCGAAGACGGGACCGGCAACUUUGGGGAGAAAACCAUGGACAACGCAGUCGCGAUGUUGAUGGCGAAGACCGGACGCGGCUUCAGCCUGAAGAGAGAGAAUAAAACAAAGGUGGGUUGCGAGUUCCACUUGGGGCUGUGGUGGGGGGCCGACAUGAAUACACCGCAAGUUGCAAAGCCGGAAAGCAAAAGACGAAACCUGGGAGGAACGGUCGCCCGAGUGGCUGUGCAGGGACACUCGUAUGUGGAAAGCUUCAGGACCAAGCACCUGCGAACGUUCAACUUCGUCCUGAACGCAGUGAAGUACGAGCAGUGCAGCCAGCACGCCACGGAGGACACUGAAGCACAGAUCCUCGGGGCUCUCAGUUACGAGGCGAUACCUGUCGUGCGUGACGAAGAGGCGGCGCGGAGACUGUUCGAGGAGUUGGUGGCAGACCCGACGAAGGCGAACCUCACGUACGACACCGGCUCCGGAGAGUUGGUGGACCCUUCAAUACCGACGUCCGAAGCCGCUGGUGUCUCCAUGGUGUCCCGCACAUCCGUGCCUCACUUCGCGGAGUUACUUCGUGACCAGAACGUCCACACGGUGGUGCGCAUCACACCGAUGUCUACGGCGUCCGAGUGCGGUCACCUCGUCGCCCUUGGACCGGACGGCUUCUUCCUCUGCACGUGCCUGCGGCAGCUCGUCUACGGGCUACUUUGCCCGCACGCCAUCAAGGCCUUGUGGUACCAGCGUGCCUCCCAAUUCAACGGAGCAACCAUUUCACCAAGGUGGCGUGACAGUGAGACGCCAUGGACGAUGGCAGCGCUGGCCGCUAAGCCUGCCAAGCUAUCGACCGGAGCUGCGGGGCUGACGGGACCUGCGGGGCCUACCGGACAGAUGCCGCCCGUCGACACCAGUCCGAUCGUGUCGUCCCACUCCGGACCCAACUUGUCGGCCUACGCGUACGCCAACGGCGUCGCCGUAGGGAAGGAGCUGGGUGGUAUGUUCAAAGAGGUCCCGUCUGUGGCGAGCAUCCAACGCUUGAUGGAGUCCAUGAAGCUUCACGCCAAGCAACAAAUCGAGGUGGAGAAGCGGUCGUUACGAGACGAGUCAACGAGUCGGGUGUUCACGGGAACUCUCCCCCGGCCCACCCCUGCCCUGCCGCAGGGAGACGCCGGGGACCCUGGUCGGGGGGGGCGCGGCUGGGGGGGAAAGGGGUCUACCAGAAGAGGACGGGCAGGGGAAAAGGGUGACCCUGGAAGCAGCAGCCAGGGAAGCGGUGGCGGUGGAAACGGCGGCCGGCGAAGCGGUGGCAGGGGCGGAGGGACAGGCCACGGGCGCGCAGGGGGGGGCGUAAACUCUGCUGGUUUCGCUACGGGUUCGCCGAGCGGUACCACGGGGGUUCGCCGAGCGUCCCACCCUCCGGCAGGAUCGGACACCACCAGCGCCGCGCCUAUCGGCUUCCAGGCGGCACCCGUCAACGGGGCGCACACGUCCGAGGGCUUGGCGUUGCCGUUUCGUGCCCUGGACAACGUGGACGUUUCUCGUCGCGGGGGGGGGCAGGCUUCGCCACCGUUCCAGACGACCGCCCAUCUUGUUCAGUUGGGGCGACUGCAACCACCGCCCCGUAAGAAGCAAACGGGGCCGAGCAAACGACACAAAAGUAGUAGUGCGCCGUAGUGGAGGAGACCGUUUACCUGUAGGACACGUCAGGAAAAUGUAAAGCGUGUUGCCGAUGCCUUACUCGGCGUUGCAUUCGCUUUGUUACCGUUGGCGCGUGUUGGUUUGCGCGCGCGUGUGGACGUGUGUUGCGUGUGUUGGGGGGUCUGCCAACAGCAUCUGUUGUGUCGGAUUGGUAUUAUUUCCUUCGGUAGCCGGCCCGCCGCAGCAAGGAGAAGGGGGAUUCGCUUGGAAAACCAUUGCCGGUUGGCAGGGGUGGAGGGGCAAGAGUCUCUCGACCCCGCGGAGUCUUCGUUCUUCCCCGUGUCCGAUAUGUUUUGAGUUUUUUUUUGCGCGUUGGAUGAGAGUACCGCUGGUCCCUUUAUCAUGACCACUCAUUGGAAUUAAGUUGCAGCCUUGAUUCGGCGUCGUGAUGGUGUAUCUUCUUUGCCCGUUGACAUUUUAUGCGGUUUCCCUAGAGCUCUCCGGUUUUGAAAGUACUCGCGUGUUCAUGUUGGCAGUUGUCAUGAUGCUCCAAGAAUCAUAUGAUACAAACCAACUUUUCUUCUC